AUGGAUUCAAUAAAGCGUCGCAGGCCUCGCUCACCUUCUCCUGCUAUUUACAAAUUGGAUGAUGAAGACGGCUCGUACGAACCAUAUGUUCCGAUAGCACAGCGCAGGCAGGAAAAGCUCGCCCGAUUGUCGUCACUUGGUGUGAAUGGGGAAAAAUUGAACGUAAAGAAACUACAAGAGGAGCUAGAUGAACGAGAAGAUGCUCAGCGGGAAGAGGAAAUAAGGAGGGAAAAGGCUCGCAAAGAAAGGACUCUAUUACUCGAAGCGCAAGAGGUUCAUUCGCGGAAAGCUGCUGAAGAUUCGAAGAAAACUGCAAAUGAAAAGGCAGAAGAGGCUGAUGCGGAGAUUCUGGAGGCGAUUAAAAGUAGGAGGAAGCUCGCUUCCGACAUGGAAUUAGCGAAAGGGAUUCAAUACAUGGAACCUCUGAAGACGAGUUGGCGCCCUCCUCGCUACAUCAGGGAACGUAAGCCGGAGGAAGACAACAGACUACGAGAGAAAUACCAUAUCCUGGUUGAGGGUGACGAUAUCCCUCCCCCCAUCGAACACUUCUCAGAUAUGAAAAUCCCGGAGCCAAUUGUGGAACACCUUCGAUCGAAACGUAUCGUCAACCCGACGCCCAUUCAACUCCAAGGUAUUCCAGUUGCAUUUUCAGGACGCGAUAUAAUAGGCAUCGCAUUCACUGGAUCCGGUAAAACCCUUGCCUUUUGUCUUCCCCUCAUCAUGAUGGCACUCGAGGAAGAGAUGAAGCUCCCGUUUAUCCGGGGUGAGGGUCCUGUUGGCAUUAUCCUGUGUCCCUCGCGUGAAUUGGCGAAUCAAACUUACGAAAAUGUCGUGACCUGGUGUGCGGCGCUUGCGAAGGACGCCAAAUAUCCGCCACUGAAUGCUCUGCUUUGCAUUGGUGGAAUUUCUAUGAACGACCAGAGCCACGUCCUCAGCAAAGGCUUACACAUUGUUGUUGCGACACCCGGACGGUUGAUCGACAUGCUGGAAAAGAAAAGGUUCACAUUCAACAAUUGCAAGUAUCUGUGCAUGGACGAAGCCGACAGAAUGAUCGACCUCGGUUUCGAAGACGACGUUCGAACCAUUAUGAGUUUCUUCAAGAAUCAACGCCAAACCCUACUCUUCUCUGCCACCAUGCCAAAGAAAAUUCAAGAUUUCGCGCGUGAAUCACUUAUCAAACCCGUUCUCGUCAACGUUGGUCGUGCUGGUGCCGCCAAUCUUGAUGUCUUGCAAGUUGUGGAGUACGUCAAACAAGAAGCUAAGAUGGUUUACCUCCUCGAAUGCCUCCAGAAGACCCCACCACCUGUUAUCAUUUUCAGCGAGAACAAGAAUGAAGUAGACGAUAUACAAGAAUACCUGUUGUUAAAAGGGGUCGAGGCCGUUGCAAUCCAUGGUUCCAAAUCCCAGGAGGAACGGCAAUACGCUAUCAAGUCGUUCAAGUCAGGUGCAAAGGACGUUAUGGUUGCUUCCGGAGUAGCUUCAAAGGGUCUUGAUUUCAACGAUAUCCAACACGUCAUUAUUUUUUCGAUGCCAAAGGAGAUUGAAGACUAUGUUCACCAAAUUGGAAGGACUGGCAGAAGCGGAAAAACCGGGAUUGCGACUACGUUUGUGAACAUGAACACCUCCGAACAAACCCUGCUUGAUUUGAAAUACCUCCUCAUUGAAGCCGGGCAAAAGGUUCCACCAUUCUUAUCUACCAUUGAUGAUCCUCGAGCAGCACAAGGGAACUCACUGACUGGCUGUCCUGUUUGUGGAGGGCUCGGCCAUGGCAUUUCGAAUUGCCCUAAGCUUGAGGAUGCACAGCGGCGGCAAAUGGCGUCGCACCGGACAGUAGACGCCGAGGGAGGGUAUUAG
Cyclocybe aegerita is the source of this 1854-nucleotide messenger RNA. The record is from the annotation of a GenBank genome assembly. Lineage: Eukaryota; Fungi; Basidiomycota; Agaricomycetes; Agaricales; Hemipholiotaceae.